This is a messenger RNA of Lindgomyces ingoldianus, 644 nucleotides long. RefSeq lists its product as uncharacterized. The transcript has a single exon. NCBI's taxonomy places the organism in Eukaryota, Fungi, Ascomycota, Dothideomycetes, Pleosporales, Lindgomycetaceae. Bases 181 to 621 code for a protein of 146 amino acids. The record is from RefSeq and is a predicted model, not a curated record.
GCAAACUAAGUGCACGCAGCCUUUGGAGAUCUCGCAUCCCGAUCCAUCUAAUCUUUCUCCCUCCCACCAAGGAACCCCGCACAUAACUAACAAAGCCCCCCGCUCCUGGAACUGGAAACCUGAACCUUAUAGCCUCAUAUACCAUUCUAUUUUCAGACCCAGCACACCGCAACACCAACCAUGUCAGCAAACAACUGCAGCGCCAGCACUAUAUCCUCCAACCCCUUCCUCAACAACGCCUACGUCGGCAUCCCCAACGUCAACAACUUCACCUCGCUCCUCCAGUCCUGCUGCCAGGGCGCGCCAGUCGCGCAGUACGCUUCCAAUCCAUGCAUGAUUUACUGCAAUGUCACUCUUCCGACAACAACGCAGGAGGUCGCGGACUGCGUUGCAGCGAAUGCAGAGGGGCAGAAGUUUGGAACUGUGCAGAGUCAGAAUGUGACGCAUAGUACGCCGACGUCGACGGGAAGUGCGACGGCGAGUGGGACGGCGAGUGUGAUGCAGAGUCCGAGUCCGGGUGCGACGGGGGAGGGGAGUGCGGGGAGGAUGGAGGGGUUGAGUAGGAUGGGGUGGAUGGUUUUUGGAUUAGGGAUGUUGGGAGUGUUUGGGGGGUUGGUGUAGAGAGGUACUAGAGCGUAUUGAGA